AUGAAAGCGCUUAUUUUAGUAGGCGGCUUUGGAACUCGUUUAAGACCACUAACAUUAAGUGUUUUAAAACCGCUUGUCGAGUUUUGUAACCGGCCCAUGUUAAUGCAUCAAAUUGAAGCUCUUGUUAACGCUGGUGUGCAUACUAUUAUUCUUGCAAUUAACAAAGAAGCCGACUGUCUCGAAAAAGAAAUAAGACGAAUGUGCAAAAUGGUAGUCGAAAAUUGCAAGGUCGAAAUUGUAUUUUCUUACGAGGUAGAACCACUGGGUACAGGUAAACGAGGUGGUCCACUUGCAAUGGCUCAAGAAAUUUUGGGUGGUUCCGAUGAACCGUUUCUUGUUCUCAAUGGUGACAUAGUUUGUAAAUAUCCCUUUGAGAUUAUGGUGGAGUUUCAUAAAUCCCACGGAAAGGAGGGCACCAUGGCCGUGACGAAGGUAAAGGAACCUAGUAGGUUUGGAGCAGUUGUCUUCAACGAUCGGUCAGGGGCCGUGCAACGAUUUGUCGAGAAACCUUUUGAUUUUAUUGCAAACAAAGUUAAUGCGGGGAUGUAUGUUUUCAACCCGUCAGUUCUGAGUCGAAUUAAGCCACAAUACACGUCACUUGAAAUGGACAUAUUUCCUCUAAUGGUUGAUGAGGGUGAACUGUACUGUAUCGAGGUUGAGGGAUUUUGGAUGGACAUUGGUCGGCCUAAAGAUUUUCUACUGGGAACACAACUUUACCUUGAAUAUUUGCGACUGAAUAAUCGUCUUGAACGUCGAGAUUCCCCCUCUAUCGUUGGUGAUGUCCUCAUUCAUCCUUCCGUCAAAAUUGGUAAUAACUGCAUGAUAGGCCCUAAUGUAACUCUCGGACCCGGUGUUUGCAUAGAGGAUGGCGUGCGAAUACGAGAUUCUGCCGUUCUCAGUGGAGCUGUGGUGCGCUCUCACUCAUGGCUCGGUGAGUGCAUUGUCGGAUGGAACUCCGAAGUUGGACAGUGGACUCGAUUAGAAAAUGGGACAGUUCUAGGCGAAAACGUGCAUGUGAACAAUGAAGUACUCCUGAACGGCGCUCUCGUAUUGCCACACAACUCCGUCUCUGAAUCUGUUCACGAACCACAAGUAAUCCUGUAG
Mesocestoides corti is the source of this 1104-nucleotide messenger RNA. Lineage: Eukaryota; Metazoa; Platyhelminthes; Cestoda; Cyclophyllidea; Mesocestoididae. The record is from the annotation of a GenBank genome assembly.